Molecule: messenger RNA, 4668 nt
Organism: Oncorhynchus nerka (sockeye salmon)
Lineage: Eukaryota; Metazoa; Chordata; Actinopteri; Salmoniformes; Salmonidae
Gene: b3gat3
Product: beta-1,3-glucuronyltransferase 3 (glucuronosyltransferase I)
Exons: 7
Coding region: 708-1718 (336 amino acids)
Biological process (GO): chondroitin sulfate proteoglycan biosynthetic process; carbohydrate metabolic process
Cellular component (GO): Golgi membrane
Molecular function (GO): galactosylgalactosylxylosylprotein 3-beta-glucuronosyltransferase activity
Source: RefSeq, a predicted model, not a curated record
GCUACAGUGUAGUUUAGUAGGAUGGAGGCUCUAUAGCUGUAUGGAUAUGUAACUGCUACAGUGUAGUAGGAUGGAGGCUGUAUGGAUCUGUAACUGCUACGGUAUAGUUUAGUAGGAUGGAGGAUCUAUAGCUGUAUGGAUCUGUAACUGCUACAGUUUAGUAGGAUGGAGGCUCUAUAGCUGUAUGGAUCUGUAACUGCUACAGUUUAGUAGGAUGGAGGCUGUAUGGAUCUGUAACUGCUACAGUUUAGUUGGAUGGAGGCUCUAUAGCUCUAUGGAUAUGUAACUACUACAGUUUAGUAGGAUGGAGGCUGUAUGGAUCUGUAACUGCUACAGUUUAGUUGGAUGGAGGCUCUAUAGCUCUAUGGAUCUGUAACUGCUACAGUUUAGUAGGAUGGAGGCUCUAUAGCUGUAUGGAUUCAUUCGAAUUUCUUGCUGAAGUUCUGUGAAAUGUAGUUGAGCCGGACACUUUCUUCAUGCCUACUUUAUUCCGGGGGAUUUUUUUGUGUGCCGUACCCUCAAGCCGGAAGUUGUUGGUAUCCAUCAAAUAUUUCAUACGUAGCUAACUAACUGCAUUGAUGAUUUAUCGCCCAUUUAAUUGGGGUGCAUUUAUAACUAAUGCCUUCCCCAAAAAGCCAUAAAUGAAGAAAUUGGUGCCUCACAAGACCUAAUACUAGUAACGACGUUAUUCCCGCCGGCGGGUUGCCAUGGCUACUAGGAUGAAGUUAAAACUGAAGACUGUGUUUGUCCUCUACUUCAUGGUCUCACUUAUGGGCCUCAUCUACGCUCUCAUGCAGCUUGGCCAGCGCUGUGACUGUGCAGAGCAUGACAUGCCCAAGGACCGUACUAUCUCUCGUCUGCGGGGGGAACUGCAUCGGCUGCAGGAGCAGAUGAGGAAGGCUGAGCCCACCAAACUCCCUCAAAAACUAGCAGUGAAACCGGCCCAACCCACCAUCUACAUCAUCACACCAACCUACACCAGGUUUGUCCAGAAAGCCGAGUUAACCCGGCUUGCCCAGACGUUCCUCCAUGUCCCUCAGCUCCACUGGAUCCUGGUGGAAGACUCUCCCCAUAAAACCCCUCUGGUCUCUGGGUUCCUGGCCUCCAGCGGCCUGGCCUACACACACCUCCACACUCCCACACCACGCGACCGCAAACUACAGGAGGGUGACCCUAGCUGGUUGAAACCCCGCGGGGCGGAGCAGAGGAACGAGGGGCUGCGGUGGCUGAGAGAGGACAGGAGGGGGCAGCCUGGAGCAGACACACAGCUGGGGGUGGUCUACUUCGCUGACGAUGACAACACAUACAGCCUACAGCUAUUUGAGGAGAUGCGUGGUACCCAGCGUGUGUCUGUGUGGCCAGUCGGCCUGGUGGGAGGGAUGAGAUAUGAGAGACCUGUGGUCGAGGGGGGGAAGGUUGUACGCUUCCAUACUGGCUGGCGCCCCAGCCGCCCCUUCCCAUUGGACAUGGCUGGCUUCGCCGUGUCGCUCAAGCUGGUGAUAGCCAAUCAGGACGCUUGUUUCGACGGCGACGCACCGAUGGGGUUCUUGGAAAGCAGCUUCCUGCAGGGAUUGGUUACCAUGGACGAACUGGAACCUAAGGCGGAGAAUUGUACUAAGGUGUUGGUGUGGCACACGCGGACAGAGAAGCCCAAGAUGAAGCGAGAGGAAGCGCUUCAGAAACAAGGCCUGGGGUCUGAUACUGCUGUAGAGGUGUGAGGACAACACACACACACACACACACACACAACUACAACUACACACACCCACUACAUCUGCUUUAAAACUUUCCAUGCGUCUGAAAAAGGCUCCCUGUAUAGUGCAAUACUUUUGUCCAGAGCCCUAUGGGUCUCUAGCUGUAAGGGUUCACUUAAUGGGUCCCUCUAGCUGUAAGGGUUCACUUAAUGGGUCCCUCUAGCUGUAAGGGUUCACUUAAUGGGUCCCUCUAGCUGAAGUUUGUAGGAAUGUAGGAGAAUAUAACAUUAGAUCUGGUAAAAGAAAAUACAAAGAAGGAAAACAACUUUUUUUUUUUGUACCAUCAUCUUUGAAAUGCAAGAGAAAGGCCAUAAUAUAUUAUUCCAGCACAGGUGCAGUUUAGAUAUUGGCCACUAGAUGGCAGCAGUGUAUGUGCAAAGUUUAAGUCUGAUUGCAUUUCCGUUCAAAAUGUUGUAUCAAGACUGCCCAAAUGUGCCUAAUUUGUUUAUUAAUAACUUUUCAUGUUCAAAACUGUGCACUCUCCUCAAACAAUAGCAUGGUAUUAUUUCACUGUAAUAGCUACUGUAAAUUGGACAGUGCAGUUAGAUUAACAAGAAUUUAAGCUUUCUGCCAAUAUCAGAUAUGUCUAUGUCCUGGGAAAUGUUCUUGUUACAUUAGACCUCAUGCUAAUCACAUUAGCCUACGUUAGCUCAACCGUCCCACAGGGGACCGGUCUCUCGAGCUGUAAGCCCCCCCCCACGUUUAGGAUUUUGCCCUAGCAGUACGCAGCUGAUUUUUAAAUAACCAACUCAUCACUAAGCUUUGGUUAUUUGAAUCCGCUGUGUAGAUGUUAAGGCAAAAACCAAAAGGUGCACCCAAGGAAGGGGGGUUGGGAACCCUGUUCCAGCUAGCUGUACUAUGCUGAUGCUGUAUAUGGAACUAACAAGAUAUUCUUAGUGGUACCCUAUCCUGUGGCAUGUAGGGUGGCAUCUAGGAAGCAGACACAAUGUACAUAAUGUAAGAUAUUAUCUGAAGACUGUUUUUAAGACCAGUCAACCUAUUUAAAUUUGUCGUAACUGUGAAUGUGUUUUGUUUGUGUAUGUAGUUCCAGUCAAAAGUUUGGACACACCUACUCAUUCAAGGUUUUUAAUUAUUAUUAUUAUUAUUUUUUUACAGUUUUCUACAUUGUAGAAUAAUAGUGAAGACAUCAAAACUACGAAAUAUGGAAUCAUGUAGUAAGCCAAUUAUUAUUAUUAUUAUUUUUUUAUACUUCUAAAUAUAUUUUAGCCACCCUUUGCCUUGAUGACAGCUUUGCACACUCUUGGCAUUCUCUCAACCAGCUUUAUGAGAUAGUUACCUGGAAUGCAUUUCAAUUAACAGGUAUGUCUUGUUAAAAGUUAACCUGUGGAAUUUCUUUCCUUUAAAGUGUUUGAGCCAAUCAGUUGUGUUGUAACAAGGUAGGGGUGGUAUACAGCAGAUAGCCCUAUUUGGUAAAAGACCAAGUCCAUAUUAUGGCAAGAACAGCUCAAAUAAGCAAAGAGAAAUGACAGUCAAUCAUUAUUUUUUAAGACAUUAAGGUCAGUCAAUCCAGAAAAUGUCAAUAACUUUGAAGGUUUUUUGAUUCACGCAGCCAAAAUAAAUGCUUCGGAGUUCAAGUAACAGACACAUUAACUGUUCAGAGGAGACUGCGUGAAUCAGGCCUUCAUGGUCGAAUUGCUGCAAAGAAACCACUACUAAAGGACACGAAGAAGAAGAAACAUGAGCAAUGGACAUUAGACCAGUGGAAAUCUAUCCUUUGGUCCGAGUCCAAAUUUCAGAUUUUUGGUUCCAACCGCCAUGUCUUUGUGAGACGCGGAGUAGGUGAACGGAUCUCUGCAUGUGUGGUUCCCGUCAUGAAGCUUGGAGGAGGAUGUGUUGAGGUGUCAGGGACAAUUUUCUGGUGACACGGUCAGUGAUUUAUUUAGAAUUCAAGGCACACUUAACCAGCAUGGCUACCACAGUAUUCUGCAGCGAUAUGUCAUCGCAUCUGGUUUGCGCUUAGUGGGACUAUCGUUUGUUUUUCAACAGGACAAUGACCCAACACACCUUCAGGCUUUGUAAGGGCUAUUUUACCAAGAAAGAGAGUGAUGGAGUGCUGCAUCAGAUGACCUAACCUCCACAAUCACCCGACCUCAACCCAAUUGAGAUGGUUUGGGAUGAGUUGGACGGACUGCAGAGUGAAGGAAAAGCAGCAUAUGUGGGAACUCCUUCAAGACUGUUGGAAAACCAUUCCAGGUGAAACUGGUUGAGAGAAUUCCAAGAGUGUGCAAAGCUGUCAAAGGGUGGUUACUUUGAAGAAUCUCAAAUAUAUAAUAUUUUGAUUUAACACUUUAUUUGGUUACUACAUGAUUCCAUAUGUAUUAUUUCAUAGUUUUGAUGUCUUUACUAUUAUUCUACAAUGUAGAAAAUAGUAAAAAAUAAAGAACAACCCUUGAAUGAGUAAGUGUGUCCAAACUUUUGACUGGUACUGUGUGUGUGUGAGUGAGUACUAGGGUAGCAGAGUUCUGGGAACUUUCCCCAGGUUUUCUAGAAGUCCCAGUUGGAAGAUAACCGAGCACGAGUCAGGAACAAGCAUGAAAUCUGGAAUCUUCCAACCAGGAUUUUCUGGAAAACCGUAGUUUAGCCACCAUGUGUGUAUUACUAGAGUACUUGGCAGUAGAUAAUGAUACUAAGUGGUUGAGUGUACUGUGCUGCCUUUUGAAUCUGUCUGUAAGAACGUUAAGUGCAGCCCAAAUGGCAUCCUAGUCCCUUUUUAUAGUGCACUACUUUUGACUAUGGUCUAUAGGGCUCUCCAAAGUAGUGCACUGUAUACAAUAUAUAGGUUGUCAUUUGGGAAGCAUUCUCAGUAUUAUGUGGCUGUUGUCUUAAUUGUCCCUGCCUUGAAAAUAAAUACAUUAUUUAAUCAGGAAAAUAAACAUUUAGUUGUUUUGUGAAA